AUGGAUCCCGCAGGCCUCGUCUGGAUCGUCACCGGCGGCAAGUCCGGCCUCGGUGCCGCAGUCGCUCACGCCCUCCAGGCUCGCAACGCCUACGUCGCCGUCCUCGACCUCAACGCCUCGCCCGACGACGACAACCACGCCGCGCCCAACCUCGCCCACUUUCAGUGCGACGCAGGCGACGAGCCCAGCGUCAAGCACGCACUCGACGCCGUAAAGGCCCACUGGAAGGGCAAGAAGUGGGGCGGUGUCGUCCACGCCGCCGGCGUCGGCAUGGCGGGCAAGACGGUCGGCAACGAUGGCCAGCCCUUCUCCUUCGACGUCUUCCAGGAGGUGCACCGCAUCAACCUCCUCGGCUCGUUCCUCGUCGCGUCCAACGUCGCCGCCAUCCUCGCCGCACAAGGCGGCACCAUCCCUCGCGACGCCGACCCGAGCACGAUCAAGGAUCGCGGCGUCAUCAUUUUGACGAGCAGUGUCAGUGCGACCGAGGGCCAGAUGGGACAAGUCGCCUACGGGAGCAGCAAGGCGGCCGUCGAGGGCCUGGUCCUCCCCAUGGCGAGGGACCUCGCGCGUUACGGUAUCCGGGUCAUGAACAUCGCGCCGAGCCUCUUCUCGACCGCCAUGGGCAAGGGCACGUCCGACAAGGUCCGCGCCGGGCUUCUCGCCGGCACGCUCCACCCGCCGAGGUUCGGCGAGGCGCGCGAGUUUGGCCAGCUCGCGCUCGCCAUCAUCGAAAAUGGGUACCUCAACGGCGGCACCAUCCGAAUCGACGGUGGCGGGAGGAUGGCCAAGGCUUGA
Messenger RNA from Rhodotorula graminis WP1, 795 nucleotides. RefSeq lists its product as uncharacterized. Gene Ontology annotation, molecular function: oxidoreductase activity. The transcript is spliced from 5 exons. Lineage: Eukaryota; Fungi; Basidiomycota; Microbotryomycetes; Sporidiobolales; Sporidiobolaceae. The record is from RefSeq and is a predicted model, not a curated record. The coding region runs from base 1 to 795 and encodes 264 amino acids.